Molecule: messenger RNA, 2078 nt
Organism: Leptonychotes weddellii (Weddell seal)
Lineage: Eukaryota; Metazoa; Chordata; Mammalia; Carnivora; Phocidae
Source: RefSeq, a predicted model, not a curated record
CUAGGCAGCCCCGAGCCGCCGCCGCCCCAUUACGAGCCGGGCGCCGAGCAGUGGGUGGAGCUGGUGGGCGUGCUGCCCCCGCACCUGCUCCUGCCGCAGCAGAAAGUGGUCUUCGAGCCACUGCCCGGGCUCCCGGCCCGAGCCAGCCCCGACCAGAGGGUCAGGAUCCAGAGAGUCCCCCAGGUGCUAGUGUUCGGCACGGCCGCCACGGCCCUCAAAGUGCAGCAGCUCCAGCAGGUGCCUGUCCCACACGUGUACUCCAGCCAAGUGCAGUAUGUGGAGGGCGGUGACGCCAGCUACACGGCCAGUGCGAUGGGCGGCGGCGGCGGCGGAGCGGGCACCUAUGUGAUCCAGGGCGGCUACAUGCUGGGCAGUGCCAGCCAGUCCUACUCCCACACCACCCGUGCCUCGCCAGCCACUGUUCAGUGGCUCCUGGACAACUACGAAACAGCAGAGGGGGUGAGCCUGCCGCGGAGCACGCUCUACUGUCACUACCUGCUGCACUGCCAGGAGCAGAAGCUGGAGCCCGUCAACGCCGCCUCCUUCGGCAAGCUCAUCCGCUCUGUCUUCAUGGGCCUGCGCACCCGGCGGCUUGGCACCAGGGGCAACUCCAAAUACCACUACUACGGCCUGCGCAUCAAAGCCAGCUCGCCCCUGCUGCGGCUGAUGGAGGACCAGCAGCACAUGGCCAUGCGGGGCCAGCCCUUCUCGCAGAAGCAGAGGCUCAAGCCCAUCCAGAAGAUGGAGGGCAUGACCAACGGUGUGGCCGUGGGGCCACAGCAGGCCACCGGGCUGUCCGACAUCAGCGCCCAGGUCCAGCAGUACCAGCAGUUCCUGGAUGCCUCAAGGAGUCUCCCUGACUUCUCAGAGCUUGACCUCCAGGGCAAAGUGCUCCCCGAGGGCAUCGGGCCUGGGGAUAUCAAGGCCUUUCAGGUCCUGUACCGGGAACACUGUGAGGCCAUUGUUGACGUCAUGGUGAACCUGCAGUUCACCCUGGUGGAGACGCUGUGGAAAACCUUCUGGAGGUACAACCUCAGCCAGCCCAACGAGGCGCCUCCGGGGGGUGUUUGGCACGACGAGGCUGAGAAGCGGCUGCCCAAGGCCAGCCUGGUGCUCCUCUCCAAGUUUGAGCCAGUGCUGCAGUGGACCAAGCACUGUGACAACGUGCUGUACCAGGGCCUGGUGGAGAUCCUCAUCCCCGACGUGCUGCGGCCCAUCCCCAGUGCCUUGACCCAAGCGAUCCGGAACUUUGCCAAGAGCCUGGAGAGCUGGCUCACCCACGCUAUGGUGAACAUCCCUGAGGAGAUGCUGCGUGUGAAGGUGGCAGCGGCCGGCGCCUUCGCGCAGACGCUGCGACGCUACACGUCGCUCAACCACUUGGCGCAGGCGGCGCGCGCCGUGCUGCAGAACACGGCGCAGAUCAACCAGAUGCUGAGCGACCUCAACCGCGUGGACUUCGCCAACGUGCAGGAGCAGGCCUCGUGGGUGUGCCGCUGCGAGGACCGCGUGGUGCAGCGGCUGGAGCAGGACUUCAAGGUGACCCUGCAGCAGCAGAACUCACUGGAGCAGUGGGCGGCCUGGCUGGACGGCGUCGUGAGCCAGGUGCUCAAGCCCUACCAGGGCAGCGCCGGCUUCCCCAAGGCCGCCAAGCUCUUCCUCCUCAAGUGGUCCUUCUACAGCUCCAUGGUGAUCCGGGACCUGACCCUGCGCAGCGCUGCCAGCUUUGGUUCUUUCCACCUCAUCCGGCUGCUCUACGACGAGUACAUGUACUACCUGAUCGAGCACCGCGUGGCCCAGGCCAAGGGCGAGACCCCAAUCGCCGUCAUGGGCGAGUUCGCCAACCUGACCACCUCGCUGAACCCCCUUGACCCGGACAAAGACGAGGAGGAGGAAGAGGAGGAGGAGAGCGAGGACGAGCUGCCGCAGGACAUCUCGCUGGCGGCUGGCAGCGAGUCGCCCGCGCUGGGCCCUGACGCCCUGGAGCCGCCGGCCAAGCUGGCACGGACAGACGCGCGUGGCCUCUUCGUGCAGGCGCUGCCCUCCAGCUAAGCCCGCGGCCUCCCCCGCCCCGCCCGCCC